AGUUUCAUAACCAGUAUUGUACUCCUGUGUGAGUGUGCUUUACAGUGAGAUGGUGUGUGUCACCUCUGCUGGAAGUGAUCGUUGCUAGCCAGAUGCUAUCAGUCGCAGCAGACCGGCAAGUAGCAGCAGUAGUCAGUAGUCAGUCAGAGUAGUGCGACAAACGUUACUGCGGUUUGAAAUUUCUCACUGAAAAGAAAAGAAAAAAACAACAACAUAGGAGCGCGUCAGGAUAUUGUUUGUGUUACAGAAGAGAGCCAGACUAAAGUUAAGUAACUUAACUACCGCUAACGUUACAGCUAACUAGCUUUGCCCGAAAGUUCUGUGUUCAGCCUGCAAGAGGAAGAUUUUAUUGACUUUAGACUUUUAAGAAGCAUUUGGAGAUUGUCACAGUAAAUAAAACAUGGUGUUUCUGAAGCUGGCAGGGGUGGCCAUCACCUCCAUCAAUCCUUAACAGACUUCAAAGUCCGUAACGUUGGCUGAAACCCAGUUUCAAAACGGCGGCAGCAGGAGAGAAACUGGACUCAUCCGACUCAACAUCCAGGUCAAAGAUGGAGUUAGCCGCGCGGCUUCACAGAGAGGAGGUAAAAGAGGGCAAAAUGCAGGAAAAACAGGAUUCUCAGAGCCGAACCCCGGGCAGCCUGGGGAAGGCUCACCCGGCUCUCAAAGCCUUUAUGUGUGGUUCUCUCAGCGGCACCUGCUCGACGCUUCUCUUCCAGCCUUUGGAUCUGGUCAAGACACGGCUGCAGACUCUGCAGAACAAUGCCAAGCCGGGUGCACCAAAGGUGGGGAUGUUUACUGUUUUCAUCAAUGUGGUUAGGACAGAGAAUUUCUUCAGUCUGUGGAAGGGAGUUUCACCAUCGUUUGUGCGCUGCAUCCCCGGGGUCGGCAUCUACUUCAGCACCUUCUACUCCCUGAAGCAGCACUUCUUCCUGGACCGGGCACCCAACGCUGGCGAGGCUGUCCUCCUCGGAGCUGGCGCCAGAGCUGUGGCUGGCGUCUGCAUGCUGCCAUUCACUGUCAUCAAGACACGCUUUGAAAGUGGCCGUUACAACUAUGUGAGUGUGGCUGGGGCUCUGAGGAGUAUGUAUGAGACAGAGGGAAUCAGGGCUCUGUUCUCAGGGCUGACGGCCACGCUGCUCCGAGACGCUCCGUUCUCCGGCAUCUACGUCAUGUUCUACAGCCAGGCCAAGAGGGCGCUGCCUCAAGAGAUGACUUUGUCGGCCUACUCCCCGCUUGUGAACUUCAGCUGUGGAGUGGUGGCAGGUGUCAUGGCGUCGCUGGUCACGCAGCCUGCAGACGUGGUGAAGACCCACAUUCAAGUCAGCCCAUCCCACUGGAGCACAGCAGAUGCUAUUCGCUACAUCUACAUGGAGCACGGCAUCGGCGGCUUUUUUCGUGGGGCUGUACCCAGGUCUCUUCGGCGCACUCUGAUGGCUGCUAUGGCUUGGACUGUCUAUGAACAGCUGAUGGCUCGAAUGGGCCUCAAAUCCUGAAGAUCCGUGAAAAAAAUAAGGUGAAAUAUGAGGGGAUAAGGAUCUGUUUUCUCAAUGAAAGCCUUGUGCAAGAAGAAAAGGGAGCCGAGGAGCUUAUAGAGAGUGAGCCAGCGCUACCAGGAUUUUGAGCAGAGGAAACAGGUGGAUAAAUGUCUGAAAAAAGAGAGUGAGAAUGGUGUAUGUGUGUGUGUUUAUUGAUAUUUUAGUAUUUGUGAAAUUGUGCCUGUUCAUGUCUGUAGGUGUGUAAGUCUGAGAUUGCGGUGUUAACACCUGACACACUCUUAUGUCAGUCUUGGACUGCAGUGACACUCCCUGCUGUGAAGUGAACUUAUUCCUCCUCUUACUAUUUAUGUCUGGACACCCUGAGGUAUAGCUAACACUCAAAAAAAUGCCCUUGACAGAGGGCCUGCUCUCUCUGCUGGGCUGCUUAGUUGCCUUUGACAAGGUGUCUGAAAAUGCUGCCAAGACAAACGGGGACAUUCAGCAAGCUGGUGUACCGUACAUCUGCUGAGGUAACCAAAAACAAAGCACUGCAGAGAAGGAGAGAGGAGCUCUUGCUUCUGUCAUAUUUAUGAGACUUGAGAUUGAGCAAUGUUUCUUACUUGCCAGUUAAUAUUAAUUGACAAGCAGACUUUAGAGGACAUGUAUUUGUUUCAGGCUCAGACAAUCACAAAUACUCAUACAGCUACAAUAUGGGAAGAAAAUCUAGGUUAACUUCAGUAAUCACAAUAAAGCCUUUGUUGCCAUACAGCUAAAAACUAUGCUAAUUUAAACUUACUUAUAUACAACCGUGGUGCAUUUUUCGCAUAUGAAACCGGGUGUGCUUUUUUAAAGAAAUUAUGAUAGUCACAUCUUUAGCUGAAAUAUUUUCAGACCUGUGGUAGCAUCUCAGUCGGAUCAGGAUUUUGUGGAUUUUUUUUGUGGAAGUUUUGUAAUCGAAAUGCUUGAUUAUUUUUGAGGACUUAAAGGUACCCUGUGGAGUAUCUGACCACUAGUGUUAUGAGUGUUUGUGUCGUGCACACAGGAGCAACACAAUAUUCAUUCUUGCAGCCAGGCUGUCUAUAAGCUAUUCUGCUCAUAGACAGCUGGCAGCAGAGACAUGCAAUGAAACGUAGCACUGCUCCAACAAAGGAAGAAAAAGAGGAAGACAGUAAAGUCUUCAAACAUGGAUUUAAUCACUCACAAUAUAAAAUAUUUUUCAAAAAAUCAGCUUUGCAAAUGUUUUGUGAGGAGCAAAAAGCAUUCAGAAUGUUGGUUAGGCCUUGAGGACACACACAAAAAAGCUAAAUCUAAACGCAACAUUUGUUUGUUUAGCUCCGCAGGGCACCUUUAAUCAAAGACAGCAAUGCAGUGUGCAUUGUUUCCAGAGUUUAAGUAAGCACUUUUAUAGGUUGACUUUUUUCCUACAAAUUAAUUAAAUAUCGCGAUGACAGGGUGAAAUUGAAAUCUUUCAAAUAUUUCAGAUUUUGUCGGUCAGUUACCUCCUGUGAUUAAAUGAAUUGACUGUUUGCGUAUUUCCAGAACAUUAAGCUUGCAAGUGAAGCAUUGCUUAAUCAUUGUGCUACUGUGUUUAUAAAAGGGACACAGAAUCCAUAUCAGUGCUGGAGAGACGUGGAUCGUGGAUGUGGAGUUUCCAGCAUCUUUCUGGCUCUUUAUAAAUAGUUGAUGUAAUACUGAAUUAUUGGUUGUAAAACAUGAAGGCCAUAUUUUUAUGUUGCUUGUACAGUGUAUCCUUUCUCAUAGAUAUUAUUUAUUCAUGUUGAUACAAAAAAAGAGGUUAUAUAUUGAAAGUAAUUAUUAUACACUGUAGAAGUGUUUAUAGAGACAAUGCCAAAUGGAAGGUCUCUUCACUGGAGGAGCUAGAUGAAGAUUUAAUUGCCUGAACAAAAUGGAUCUUUAAACGCCUACAGUAUAAUUUCACUGAACACUUUUGUUAGUUUUGUCAAGGCAAAGGUCACUACUGACAGGAUUCAUAUCUAAACGCCUCUGUGUUUGCUGUGUAACACAAGCUAUGUAUCUAACUGUGCCCCACAUGUGCCAUAAUUCACACAUGGAAGUUUUACCUUGUCGAUUAUCCUCAUCAUCGCAUCACUCCUGUAGUCUUUUGUUGUGACUGUAUUGUAUAUGGUCAUUGUUGUAAUUGUAGAUAAUUGGAUCUUGGUUUGCUCGGACAGAUGCUGCGCCUGCCUGGUUUUUAAUGUCAAUAAAUUUCCCUCUUUUUUUUUAAGUAAUUUUGACUUUCUGUUAUUAGAGAUCAGGAGGAGGUUGACUUUUUAAUGACUAUCACAUUGUGUAUUUCCAGAUAACUCUUAUAUCAACUACAUUAUUAACAAACCAGUCUGCAUGCUGCUACUAAACAUUGUCAGAGAGCCACU
Toxotes jaculatrix (banded archerfish) is the source of this 3868-nucleotide messenger RNA. Its product is annotated as mitochondrial glycine transporter B-like. The coding region runs from base 549 to 1493 and encodes 314 amino acids. Gene Ontology annotation, cellular component: mitochondrial inner membrane; mitochondrion. Lineage: Eukaryota; Metazoa; Chordata; Actinopteri; Toxotidae. The transcript is spliced from 9 exons. The record is from RefSeq and is a predicted model, not a curated record. Gene Ontology annotation, biological process: glycine import into mitochondrion. Gene Ontology annotation, molecular function: glycine transmembrane transporter activity.